AGGAAGUGAAAUAUCCUAAUGAUGUGGUCUGGAGGAACUACACGUCUUCUUAGAGCCUUCAGCACAUUUGAGUCUGACAGGAAAGAUUAGAACAGUUUUCGAGCAGGUGUCUGACAAAACUAAAUUUAUUUCCAAAUUUAUAUUCACUGAUGGUCCCACAGCAGGAAAAUGGCUGAAGCUGAAGUUCUUUACUCUGAUAUUAAGUUCACAAGAGCGAGGGGAAACACAGAUGUGGCCACACCCUCUACAGAUGAAACCACUUAUUCCGAAGUCAAGAUCUCAAAAACUCAGCGACCUGCAGAGCUGCCUGGCUCCAAACAACCUGCAGCAUCAAACAGGCGAUCAGGGGUCACAUCGGAGCGAGUGGCCCUGCUGGUCCUCAGUGUUCUCCUGGCAGCUGCCGUCACAGCUCUUGGUGUAACCCAAAUACUCAGUCAGACAGAACCGUGCAAAGUGAAGCAGACAAGUAAACCUCCUCCAGUAAGAGAUGAAGCAUGUCCGAGGUGCGAGGACGGCUGGGAGCCACAUGGAGGAAAGUGCUACUUCUUCUCCUCGGUUACUUUAACCUGGAAUCAGAGUAGAAGACAAUGCAGAUCAAUGAGAGGAGACCUGGUUGUGAUAAACAACAGAGAGGAGCAGAGAUUCCUGGUGUCUAGACUGAGAGGAAAAAUGGACAAACCUGAGGACAGGUUCUGGAUCGGACUGACAGACUCAAAGAACGAGAGUGAAUGGCUUUGGGUGGACGACACACGACUGAAUCCAAGUUUGACGUUUUGGCGUCACUACGAGCCAGACGACUGGAAAGAGCCGAAUCCUGAUGGAGAGGACUGUGUGAGGAUGGGGGUGGAAUACCUGAAGUCCUGGAGCGAUGGAUCCUGCAAAUCGCCUCAUAAAAGUGUUUGUGAGAAACCAGAAAAAGCAUGAGCCUGAAAUCCAGUUGGAUCAGAUUGAGCUCGAGUCCUCAGCCACUUUCACAAACUGAGGCAUGAUGCUUUAUUAAUGAAGAUCUUCUCCAGAUAUAAACAACUUUGAAUAAUA
Messenger RNA from Hippoglossus stenolepis (Pacific halibut), 1038 nucleotides. RefSeq names its product hepatic lectin-like. Lineage: Eukaryota; Metazoa; Chordata; Actinopteri; Pleuronectiformes; Pleuronectidae. The transcript has 7 exons. The coding region runs from base 169 to 924 and encodes 251 amino acids. The record is from RefSeq and is a predicted model, not a curated record.